This is a messenger RNA of Cavia porcellus (domestic guinea pig), 3334 nucleotides long. It is a transcript of the gene Gfra2, whose product is annotated as GDNF family receptor alpha 2. Gene Ontology annotation, biological process: nervous system development. The transcript has 9 exons. Bases 705 to 2099 code for a protein of 464 amino acids. Gene Ontology annotation, molecular function: glial cell-derived neurotrophic factor receptor activity. Gene Ontology annotation, cellular component: external side of plasma membrane; signaling receptor complex. The record is from RefSeq and is a predicted model, not a curated record. Lineage: Eukaryota; Metazoa; Chordata; Mammalia; Rodentia; Caviidae.
GCGAGGGAGAGCUGGAGAGAGCGCGAGCAGAGAGCGAGAGCGAGGGAGAGGAGAGGAGCGGAGAGGGCGGGCGAGGAAAGACGCGCGCAGAGACACACGGCCACAGGAAUUCCAUUAGGAAAAAAGUGAGCGAGCAAAGGUUAGCGGAUUUUUCUUUGAAUCUUUUCUUCGUCUUGGUGCGAAGCGACUCCGUCUCUGUCCUCGGAGCUCCGACCGGAUUGUUGCUGGCGCUCACACCCGUCGGUGGAUUUCUUUCCGAUUUGCGUUUAUUCUGACCCCCUCCCUUGCCACCUCCUUCCAGCUCCUCACUCUCCGAUCGCCUCGCCCCCACCUCCCCAGGUCCCUUCUGGGAAGCGCAGGGGAAUUGGACCCUCCGGGACCCGUGCCUUCCCGGACGACUGGAAGGAAAGGCUGACCUCAGGACCAACAGUGGGCUUAGAAAGCAGCCAGAACCAGCGACGUGUGUCUGGUUUUGGUGGGCAAGGAGGGUGUCGAGGGGCAGCCCACCGCCCGCCUCUCACCCCACCCCCUCCAGCCAGAGGCAAGGAUCGCAGGACUCAGGAUAUCAUCAGGCGGACUGGCUGGGAUCUCUGCAUUGGAUUCGGGGCUGAUUACCACUGCUUGGCUCUUACUAUUUUUUAAAAUUUUAUUUCAUUUUUUUAACCUAAGGGAGAAAGACAAAAUAACUGUGGGAUUUAUUUAACAUGAUCUUGGCAAACACCUUCUGCCUCCUCUUCUUUUUAGACGAGACCCUCCGCUCUUUGGCCAGCCCUUCCUCCCUGCAGGGCCCCGAGCUCCACGGCUGGCGCCCCCCAGUGGACUGUGUUCGGGCCAAUGAGCUGUGUGCGGCCGAGUCCAACUGCAGCUCCCGGUACCGAACGCUGCGGCAGUGCCUAGCGGGCCGGGACCGUAACACCAUGCUGGCCAACAAGGAGUGCCAGGCGGCACUGGAGGUCCUGCAGGAGAGCCCGCUCUACGACUGCCGUUGCAAGCGGGGCAUGAAGAAGGAGCUCCAGUGCCUGCAGAUCUACUGGAGCAUCCAUCUGGGGCUGACAGAGGGUGAGGAGUUCUAUGAGGCCUCCCCCUAUGAGCCUGUGACCUCGCGGCUCUCCGACAUCUUCAGGCUUGCUUCAAUCUUCUCAGGGACAGGAGCAGACCCGGCUGUCAGUGUCAAGAGCAACCACUGCCUGGACGCGGCCAAGGCCUGCAACCUGAAUGACAACUGCAAGAAGCUGCGCUCUUCCUACAUCUCCAUCUGCAACCGGGAGAUCUCGUCCACCGAGCGCUGCAACCGCCGCAAGUGCCACAAGGCCUUGCGCCAGUUCUUUGACCGUGUGCCCAGCGAGUACACCUACCGCAUGCUCUUCUGCUCCUGCCAAGACCAGGCCUGCGCCGAGCGCCGCCGGCAGACCAUCCUGCCCAGCUGCUCCUACGAGGACAAGGAGAAGCCCAACUGUCUGGAGCUCCGCAGCCUGUGCCGGACGGAUCACUUGUGCCGGUCCCGGCUGGCGGACUUCCACACCAACUGUCGAGCCUCCUAUCGCACGCUCACCAGCUGUCCUGCAGACAACUACCAGGCGUGUCUGGGCUCCUAUGCGGGCAUGAUCGGGUUUGAUAUGACCCCCAACUACGUGGACUCCAGCCCCACCAGUAUCGUGGUGUCACCCUGGUGCAGCUGUCGCGGCAGUGGGAACAUGGAAGAGGAGUGUGAGAAGUUCCUGAGGGACUUCACCGAGAACCCGUGCCUCCGAAACGCCAUCCAGGCCUUUGGCAAUGGCACAGAUGUGAACGUGUCCCCCAAGAGCCCCUCAUUCCAGGCCACCCAGGCCCCUCGGGUGGAUAAGACUCCUUCUUUGCCAGAUGACCUCAGUGACAGCACCAGCCUGGGGACCAGCGUCAUCACCACUUGCACAUCUGUCCAGGAGCAGGGGCUAAAGGCCAAUGACUCCAAAGAGUUAAGCAUGUGUUUCACAGAGCUCACGACAAAUAUCAUCCCAGGGAGCAAAAAGGUGAUCAAACCUAACUCAGGCCUCAGCAGAGCCCGACCGACGGCUGCCUUCACCAUGCUCCCCCUUCUGAUGCUGAAACUGGCCUUGUAAGCGCUGGGAACUGCAUCAAGAGAUUUCUACAAGCUGCAGAACUCCCGCCUGAGAAAAUGGAAAGACACCCAGACACACACAGACACACACAGACACACACAGACACACACACACACACCUUGCAAAAAAUUUUUUUCCCACCUUGUCUCUGAACCUGUCUCCUCCCAGGUUUCUGCUCUGGAGAAGUUUUUCUAAACCAAACAAACAAGCAGGCGGGCAGCCUGAGAGCCAGCCCACAGGUCCCCUGGCAAGGGCCACCAAGGGCCGAGGAAGGCACAGACUCUAGAAGUGCCCUUUACUGUCUCUGGUGUUUUUAUCUCUGGACCAAGAUGAGACCCUUGGUGUGGAGGGGACUGUGCAGUGCUUGAUGCAGGCUGAGGACAGGACACCUGCAGCUGCUCUCUCCAGCUGCCCACUCUGAGGACUUGCAGGGUCUGGAAGUGGGCACUGGUCAGUGGAGAAGCAGGGGUCUGACCAGCCAUGGGGUUCGGCUGGGCUGGUUGGCCCCCUCCUCCUGGCUUCAAAGAUGGAGAUGAUUUGGCCUCCCUUUCUGCCUUCUGGUGGCUAGGUGGGGCUGUGUCUGGUGUGGGAGCCCCCAUGGCCACUCUGGGUCCCCCUGAUUAGAGUCCGAGGGGGGCAGGUAGGGCUGGCUCGGGGCAGGGUUGGGGUAGCCUGGGAGACAAGCUCUGGGCUGCAUCUUCCUCCCUAAUGUCAGGAAUUUAAGUCAGAGAGAUAUGAUGCUUUACUGGCUUUCUUGGUUUUAUUUUGGGUCCAUUUAGUGGGGCUCCCCUUGGGAGAAGGACCACAGAGAGGGGCAGAAGAGACCGUGGCAGGACGAGGGUCACAGCACUGUCUGGUCUCUUGAGCUCAGGCCUCUCCUCUUCCCUCUCCACAUUUCCACCUUCUCUUUCCUCACUUCCUGGACACACAUCCCCUGUCUGUACAUAGCGAGGCUUCUUUCUAACAUGGGUGUACAUCUGCGUCCGUAUACAGAUAGCCUGUGGUCUCCUCCUCCUUUCCUUUUUCUAAGAAACGAAACUAUCAAAAUAAUACCCCACAGAUGAGCGAAAAUGUAUUAUUGUAAAGUUUAUUUUUUUUAAUAAUGUUGUCUAUAAUGGAAAAAAAAUGGAAAUGGACUCCUGGAGCCCCACUGCAGGUGGGCUGAGGGGCUGUGGCCUGGGACUCCUGAUCCACGUUCACUUAACCAAGGCUCCAAUAAACGUACUAGGAAGCAA